Molecule: messenger RNA, 2787 nt
Organism: Daldinia childiae
Lineage: Eukaryota; Fungi; Ascomycota; Sordariomycetes; Xylariales; Hypoxylaceae
Exons: 2
Coding region: 1-2787 (928 amino acids)
Source: RefSeq, a predicted model, not a curated record
AUGUCUCUGUCUCGGGCUAUAGGGGUUAUCGCCCUAGGCCUGGCCAACUUUGCUUCCGCCCAAAACUAUCCAAAUAUCAGCAGUUCGGAAGAUGUUGUCACGGUCAGAUGGAUCGGCAAUACGCCUACCCUCAAUUCGGGGUUGACAUUCGGACUUCCUUGGCCCCGGGGCAAAUACCAAGCAAACCAGACCACAUUUACUGGUUUGGGAGGUGACGGUAAUGACCAGGUCCAGAUAGAGUCAUGGGUGACAGCUUACUGGCCGGAUGAUUCGAUCAAAUGGACUGGACAUGCACUUGGCGGAUCUGAGAAGAUUUACGAAGAGUACAAGAUUACUGCGUCUGCCAACGUUGAGACUAAUACGACCAAACGCGCAAACCCGUCUACUCAAUCAGGGUUAACCGUCAGCGACUCUAACGACGAGAUUACCGUGAACACCGGAAAACUCACAGCGACAUUCCCCAAGUCUGGAAACACUCUCUUAAGUAGUAUUAAGACGUCAAGCGGCAAGAUUGUGGGGCAGAACGGACGACUGAUACUACGAUCGCAGUCUGGUAUCGCGGAUGACGAAGGAAACACAACUUCUAUAGACAAGCUAAGAUUCGAAAGUACUAUCGAAGAAGUCACCGUUGAUUCCAGUAAAGACGGCCCAGUUAGGAGCCUAGUAACUGUCCGUGGAAUACACCAGACAACUUUGGGUACCCAUGAUGACUGGCUACCAUUUAUUCUUCGCUUUUACUUGUACGCGAAUUCCGAUGCUAUUCGUGUUGUUCACACGCUUGUGUUUGACGGGAAAGGCGACAAGGACUUUGUUUCAGGGAUUGGAAUCCAGUUCGACGUCCCUCUAGCUGGUGAAGAGUUGUAUAACCGCCAUGUCAGGCUGGCCGGUCCUGGCGGAGGACUGCUAAGCGAGGCAGUGCAAGGUAUUACAGGGCUACGAAGGGAUCCUGGCAAGGAAGUUCGUAGCGCUCAAUUCAAAGGCGAACAGACACCUGAUAUUGCGUCAUGGGAUACCCGCGUCUCCUCGAGGUUAAAGUGGAUUCCCUCGUGGAGUGACUAUAGCUUGACUCAACUGUCCUCUGAUGGAUUUACACUGAAGAAACGUACCAAGGCUGGUCAAAGCUGGGUCAAGAUUCCUGGAGGCACACGAGCUGGUGGUCUUGCUUAUCUUGGCGGUGCUACGCAAGGUGGUCUCGCAGUCGCUCUUCGCGACUUUUGGAAGAAAUAUCCAACAAGUCUAGACAUCUCCAACGCAGCUACGGAUGUUGGUCAGAUAACCCUAUGGCUAUAUAGCCCUUCUGCCGAACCCAUGGAUCUCAGACCCUUCCAUGACGGCCUAGGGGAAGACACAUAUGACGACCAACUUGAUGCGCUCGAGAUUACUUACGAAGACUAUGAGGGAGGUUACGACACACCUUACGGUAUUGCUCGAACGAACGAAGUAUUCCUAUUCCCGUUUGAUAAAACACCCUCCUCAGAUACCCUAGCUUCCCUUACUGAGUAUGCCAACGAACCACCCGCACUUGCCGCUGAGCCGGCAUAUAUUCAACAGACAAAGGCUGUCGGGUCAUACUGGGAGACUAUCUCCGACAACUUGACUGAGGCAGCACGAACGGUUGAAACACACCUCGACUUUUUAAUCAAGUUCUAUCAAGAUCAAGUGUCCCAGAGACGAUGGUAUGGAUUCUGGGAUCAUGGUGAUAUUAUGCAUACCUACGACGAAGAUAGACACACCUGGCGCUACGAUAUUGGAGGAUACGCUUGGGACAACUCGGAACUUUCACCCAAUCUUUUCUUCUGGAACUACUUUUUGCGCACGGGGAGAGCGGACGUGUACCGAUUUGCAGAGGCCCAUGCACGACACACCGGUGAGGUGGACGUUUAUCAUAUCGGCCCGUUCAAGGGAUUCGGUACCCGUCACGGUGUCCAGCACUGGGGCGACAGCUCCAAGCAGAUCCGUGUAUCGACACCCAUUUACCGACAAGUAUUUUAUUACCUAUCCGGCGGCGAUGAGCGAACUGGGGAACUCCUCCACGAGCUUAUGGACGCCGACCAGGCAUUCCUCACUGUAGAUCCGCGUCGAAAGGUCCGCAAGGACAACGGUACCUAUGUUAUUGAUCCAACUGCUCUAGACUUGGACCUCGGUCUGGACUGGUCGGGCUUAGCGUCGACAUGGCUACUCGAGUGGGAGAGACGCGGCCCGCGAUGGGAAGAAGCACGAUCAAAACUCAACACUACUAUGCACAGUAUCGUAAAACUGAAAAAUGGCUUUGUUACAGGACUGGGUCUCUAUAAUCUCCAUACGGGCGUCAUCUCGCCACCAGCCACCGACCCGAAGAACCUCGGCAACGUGACCGUGUCCCAUCUCUCAGCGAGUUUUGGGCUGCCAGAGAUCAUCUCGCAGCUGACGGACUAUCUAGGAGAGGACAUACCGGCCGGUUUCGAACAGGCUUGGCUAGAUUACUGCUACUAUUACGGCGCCGGGGCAGCGGAGCAAAAGGCGCGGUAUGGAGUCAGCUUCGGCAGCUUAAACUUGAAGCAGGGGCACUCGCGACUAACUGCGUAUGCGGCCAAGAAGCUAGACAACUCGACGCUGGCGGCGCGCGCAUGGAAGGAGUUCUUCAGUACCGACGGUUUAUCACCAUCACUUCCCUGGAAGAGCGAGCACCUGAACGGAAGUGAAGUUCUAGUACCGGUGGACGAGGCGGCGUGGCUUUCGACCAACGAUGCUGCGCUAUAUGGGUUGGCUGGGAUUGAGAACCUGGCUCAAGUUGGUUAUGCCUUAUAA